GCCUCGGAGCCUCCUCGGCCGCCGUAUGGCGGUGCCGAGACUGGGCGGGGAUGCCUACCGAAAAGAAUUCGCGGAAGUGCAGCACCUAGAAGGUCGCGGUGGGGUCACGGGGAAACCCCAUCUGUGUGUGGAGCUCGCCGUGGAACAGAAUGAGAGGAUCAAGGAAUCAGUGACACUGGAGGACGUGGCUGUGGACUUCACGUGGGAGGAGUGGCAGCUCCUGGCCCCUGAGCAGAAGGACCUGCACCGGGACGUGAUGUUGGAGAACUACAGCAACCUGGUGUCAGUGGGGUAUCAAGUCAGCAAGCCAGAUGCUCUCUCCAGAUUGGAACGAGGGGAACCAUGGGCCAUAGAAGGUGAAGCCUACAGUCAAAUCUGUUCAGAAAUCAAGAAAGAUAUUGGUCAUCUACAGGGGCACUUGCAAAAUCGAAGAUGUCUAAAGAGAAUGGAACAAUGCCAUGAACAUAAAGCAUUUGGAAACAUUGUUUAUCGGGGUAAAAAUUUUCCUUUAAGGCGAAAUCAUGAUAUAUUUGACAUACAUAGGAAAGCACUGAAAUCAAAUAUAAAUUUUGUCAAUGGGAAUGGAAGCUAUGAAGUAAAGAACCCUGUUGAGGUUAAUGAAGAUGUGAAAUCCUUCCUCCAGACAAAGUAUGAGCGAUUUCAUACUGAAAUUAAAAUUCCUGAAUGUGGAAAUUCACAAUUCAUUAAGCAUCAAAGAACUGAAAAGAUAGAUAAACCUCAUGUAUGCAGUGAAUGUGGGAAAGCCUUCAUCAAGAAGUCUCGCCUCGUUGAUCAUCAGAGAGUUCAUACAGGAGAGAAACCUCAUGGAUGCAGUGUAUGUGGGAAAGCCUUCUCCAGGAAGUCCAGGCUCACCGAACAUCAGAAAACUCAUAUAGGAGAGAAACGGUAUGAGUGCACUGAAUGUAACAAAGCCUUCCCCAAGAAAUCACGACUACUGACUCAUCAGAAAAGUCAUACAGGAGAGAAACCCUAUGUAUGUGAUGACUGUGGGAAAGCUUUUAUCAAGAAGUCUCGGCUCAUUAAUCAUCAGAGAGUUCAUACAGGAGAGAAACCUCAUGGAUGCAGUCUGUGUGACAAAGCCUUCUCCAGAAAGUCCAGGCUCAUUGAACAUCAGAGAACUCAUACAGGAGAAAAACCUUAUGAAUGCACAGAGUGUGACAAAACAUUCCGCUGGAAAUCACAGCUCAAUGCCCAUCAGAAAACUCAUACAGGAGAGAAGUCGUAUAUAUGCAGUGACUGUGGGAAAGGCUUCAUUCAAAAGGGCAAUCUCAUUGUACAUCAGCGAACACAUACGGGAGAGAAACCCUAUAUAUGCAAUGAAUGUGGAAAAGGCUUCAUCCAGAAGGGCAAUCUCCUUAUACAUCAGCGAACUCACACUGGAGAGAAACCUUAUGUAUGCACAGAGUGUGGGAAAGGCUUCAGCCAGAAAACUUGCCUCAUAUCACAUCAGAGAUUUCACACUGGAAAGACUCCCUUUGUGUGUACUGAAUGUGGAAAAUCCUGUUCACACAAAUCAGGUCUUAUUAACCAUCAAAGAAUUCACACAGGAGAGAAACCCUAUACAUGCAGUGACUGUGGGAAAGCCUUUAGAGAUAAGUCAUGCCUCAAUAGACAUCGGAGAACUCAUACAGGAGAGAGACCCUAUGGGUGCUCUGAUUGUGGGAAAGCCUUCUCCCACUUGUCAUGCCUUAAGUCUCAGCUCACUGAUCAUGAGAGAGUUCACACAGGAGAGAAACCUUAUGGAUGCAAUCUGUGUGCGAAAGUAUUCUCCAGAAAGUCCAGGCUCAAUGAACAUCAAAGAAUUCAUAAAAGAGAGAAAUCCUUUAUAUGCAAUGAUUGUGGUAAAGUCUUCACCAUGAAGAGCCGUCUGAUUGAGCACGAGCGAACACAUACUGGAGAAAAACCCUAUGUAUGCAGUGAAUGUGGAAAAGGUUUCCCAGGGAAGCGUAAUCUCAUUGUACAUCAGCGAAAUCAUACUGGAGAGAAAUGCUAUGUCUGUAGUGAAUGUGGGAAAGGCUUCACUGGGAAGAGCAUGCUAAUCAUACAUCAGCGAACUCAUACGGGAGAGAAACCCUACACCUGCAGUGAGUGUGGAAAAGGCUUCACCACAAAGCACUAUGUCCUCAUACACCAACGAAAUCAUACAGGAGAGAAGCCAUAUGUAUGCAAUGAAUGUGGGAAAGGUUUCACUAUGAAGAGCCGUCUGAUUGAACAUCAGCGAACUCACACUGGAGAGAAACCCUAUGUGUGCAAUGAAUGUGGAAAAGGUUUUCCCAGGAAGAGUAACCUCAUUGUGCACCAGAGAAAUCAUACAGUAGAGAAAUCCUAUGUCUGUGGUGAAUGUGGGAAAGGCUUCACUGUGAAGAGCAUGCUCAUCAUACAUCAGCGAACGCAUACAGGAGAGAAACCCUACACCUGUAAUGAGUGUGGGAAAGGCUUCCCCUUGAAGAGUCGGCUGGUUGUGCAUAAGCGAACUCAUACUGGGGAGAAACCUUACAGAUGUAGUGAGUGUGGGAAGGGCUUCAUCGUGAAUAGUGGACUGAUGUUACAUCAGCGAACUCAUACUGGAGAGAAACCCUAUGUAUGCAAUAAAUGUGGAAAAGGUUUUGCCUUUAAGAGCAAUCUUGUGGUACACCAGCGAACUCAUACUGGAGAGAAACCCUUUACAUGCAGUGAGUGUGGAAAAGGCUUCACCAUGAAACGUUAUCUCAUUGUACAUCAGCAAGUUCAUACAGGAGAGAAAUCCUAUAUAUGCAGUGAAUGUGGAAAAGGCUUUGUUAUGGAAACCGAGCUCAUUUUACAUCAGCAAAUCCAUACUGGAGAGAAACCUUACGCAUGCAAUGAAUGUGGGAAAGGCUUCGCUGUGAAAAGCCGUCUAAUUGUCCAUCAGCGAACCCAUACAGGAGAGAAACCUUUUGUAUGCAGUGAAUGUAGGAAAGCCUUUUCCUCAAAGAGAAAUCUCCUUGUACAUCAGAAAACUCAUAGUGGUAACAAACCCUAACAACAAAAUGAAUAUGGUCACACCUUCAGGAAGAAAAUAUGCCUUGUACAACAUCAGAGACUUCAUACAGGAUAGACUUCUUUUAUAUGUACUGACUGUGGAAAAUCCUAUUCAUAUAGUAUUGGUCUCAUGACCCACCAGGGGAUUUACACAGGAGACAAACUGUACAAGUAUGUGUGCAGUUAGUGUGAGGAAAUUUAGCACCUACUGUACAUCAAAGAACUCAUAAAAGAGGGAGACCCUCUGGAUUCAAGAAUUGGGGGUAACCUUUCUCUCACUUGUCAAUACACAUGACAAAUGAAAAUAUUUUUUGAGCAUUUACGCUCAAGUGAACUUGAGCAGGGGACAAACCAUGAUAGUCCAGUGGACUCAUUAAACAUCAGUGUGCUCCUAGCAUAUUGGAAUAUAGUCAGUGUAGAGUAGCCUGUUGCUAGAUUUCCACCUUUGAAAAUUAUGAUAUUUGCAUAGGAAUGAAAUUUAAUGAAUGCAGAGAAUGUGCUAGUGCCUUCAGUGAUCAAUUACCUCACUUUGUAUGUCAAAAUUAACAUGUAGGAAAAAUAUUCUGAUACAUUCAAGCAGAAAAGUCUUAAAGAAACAUUUCUAGGUAAUUAUAUGUCUGAACAGUAUGUACUAAGAUAAAUCUUAUGAAUGGAGAGACUAGGAAAGUCUUCUAUGGGAAAAAAGACUAUCUAGAUCAUCAGUGAUCAUAAAAGAUUGGCAUUAAGCUCAUACUUAGUAGCAAUGUGAUGAUUGUGGGAAAGCCAUUGCCUAUAAAAUAAAAUCUCAAUAGUUGCCCAAUAUCCAUGCUGAAGAAAAAAUUUCAGAUGGCAGAAUUCAUCAUUUCCCAUGAAUUCAUACAGAAAUAAAACUGUUAGGAACACACUAACUGUGGAAUAACUUUAGCAGAAUAUCAGAGAAUUCAUAGAGAGAAGCCUCAUGAAAAUAACGUACACUUGAGUUUUCUAUCACAAGUCUAAUUUGCACACCUGGCAUCCAUUCUGGGACAGGAUACCUUGAACCAUAUUCUCAAUGAUUCCAUAAUUUUAAAGAAGGCAAUUGUUAACUCUGGUUAAAUUGUAAUGUUACAUACAAGCAGGAGUGUUCUGAGCCCACUCUGUAUCAUUAUAUGACUAGCUCUUGCAUUUCUUAGGCUCUAAAUUCAUCUCUUUCAGUCUACUACCGUGUUUCCCCCAAAAUAAGACCUAGUCGGACAAUCAGCUCUAAUGCGUCUUUUGGAGCAAAAAU
Rhinolophus ferrumequinum (greater horseshoe bat) is the source of this 4267-nucleotide messenger RNA. Its product is annotated as zinc finger protein 615-like. The record is from RefSeq and is a predicted model, not a curated record. Gene Ontology annotation, molecular function: DNA-binding transcription repressor activity, RNA polymerase II-specific. The transcript is spliced from 5 exons. Gene Ontology annotation, biological process: negative regulation of transcription by RNA polymerase II. NCBI's taxonomy places the organism in Eukaryota, Metazoa, Chordata, Mammalia, Chiroptera, Rhinolophidae.